This is a messenger RNA of Kogia breviceps (pygmy sperm whale), 1316 nucleotides long. RefSeq names its product family with sequence similarity 53 member A (gene FAM53A). Gene Ontology annotation, cellular component: nucleus. Gene Ontology annotation, biological process: protein import into nucleus. NCBI's taxonomy places the organism in Eukaryota, Metazoa, Chordata, Mammalia, Artiodactyla, Physeteridae. The record is from RefSeq and is a predicted model, not a curated record.
CUGAAGAGCGCUUGGAAAUGGAUCGCUCGUCUUUAGAAUGGAAACGCACCCUUGAGGGUUAGCUCAGAGCCGGCAGCGGCCCGGGGCCUCCCGAAGCCUGAUGUUCCAGAGCCCCAGGGCCUGUCGGCGCGGACAGAGGGCACGGGCCCCAGGCCAUGGUCACCCUCCUCACUGAGAAGCUGCGGAACCAGAGCCUGGAGGACCUUGGCCGCAAGAGCUACGAUGCCGGCCCGUGUUCUGCCCAGAAACUGAACACAAGUGGCCACUUGUUCCCUUCUGAGACCAACGAAGGCAAGCACCCCUGGAAGGUCGUCGGUGGAGGACAGCCCGUCGGAAGCCAGGGGGCCACGGGCCCUGCCAUCCCCUUCCCUCCUGGCCCCUGCGGCCCGAGCGCCAGCCCGGGUGCGGUCAGUGCCAGGGACCUCAGGGACGGCGCAGGGCCGCCCUCCGCACCGCCCACCAAGCGACACUGCCGUUCCCUGUCGGAGCCCAACGGGCUGGCGCGCUGCCGGUCCCCGUGGCGCCCCGGCGGCUCCAGAGUCUGGGCUCCUGUCUCCAAGAGGCGGUGCCACAGUGGCGGGAGCGCCACGCUGCAGGCCGGGAGCGCCUGGUCGCCGGGCCGAGCCCUCCCCGCCGCCAGCUCCGCCUCGCCCCCCGCGCCCCGGCCGGCCUCGGCUUUGGCCGGCAGCGGCCUCCCGGCCCCGGGCCCGGCUCGGCGACCCGCUGGACCUCGCUUGCCCUUGCCGUGCCGCCGCCUGUCCCUGUCACAGGAGUGCCUGUUGCCAGUGGACGCGGCCCCCCCCUCAGCAGGCAGCACGCCCGCGUCCACGCCUGCGUCCACACCCGUGUCCACGCCCGAGCUGGGCCGCCGCCGGGGCCUGCUCCGCUGCCGCUCUCAGCCAUGCGUGCGCGCAGGCGGGAAGGGCCAGCGGAAGCGCAGGCGCGAGGAGGAUGCGCGCUGGCCACGCCCGGCCCUGGACUUCCUGAAAAUGACGCGGACGUUAAAAAAUUCAAAAAGCCUUUGCUCGCUCGAUUAUGAAGACGAGGAUGAGGAUGGCGCCCGGGUGAAGACAGCCGUCUCCUCCCCGUGUGACCCGCACGGCCCCGCGGGCAGCGCCGCGCCCGGCCCCGGCCCCGCCAGCCCCAGCCCGGGGGUCUGGCGGGGGUGGGUGGCCGGUGAGGGCGGGAGUGGCGGGGACCCAAGCGACGGGGACAGCGCUGGGGAGGAGGGCGUCUCCCCCCCGGGCCGCGGCGAGCUGGACCUGGAGCAGAUCGAGAACAACUGAGCGGCGGGCGGCGGGCGGCCCCGGCUCCCG